GUUAAUCCCGCUCCAGCCUCCAACCCAAAUAAGCGCCUCUUUGACGAAACUCUUCCUUUUUCCCUCUCUCUUUGCUUUUGUUUAUUCAUUCAUCCUAAAAACCUUUUUUUAUUUUAUUUUAUUUUAUUUGGGUUUUGUUCGAAUCUGGUGAAAGUUUUUUUCUUUAUUUUGGGUUUUCUUCAAAUCGACAUUGGUUAUUGUUUGAGGUGUUCUUGAAGUUGAGUUGUAUUGAAAAUUUGUAGAAUCCGUUUCUCCAUUGAUCGAGGGAUUUGGGUUUCUUUUUAUUCUGUCAUUGAUCCGAGACGAGAAUGUCUCAGGAUUUGCCAUUGGAUCAAGACCUGGAUGAAUCUGAUCCCGAGUUUGUUGAGAUUGAUCCUACUGGUCGAUAUGGAAGGUAUAAGGAAAUUUUGGGCAAAGGGGCAUUCAAAAGGGUAUAUCGAGCUUUUGAUGAGUUGGAAGGAAUCGAAGUAGCUUGGAAUCAGGUUAAGGUGACAGAUCUAUUGCGAAACUCUGAAGAUUUGGAGCGACUUUAUUCAGAAGUUCAUUUGCUUAAGACAUUGAAGCACAAGAACAUAAUCAAAUUUUACAAUUCAUGGGUUGAUACAAAAAAUGAAAACAUUAACUUCAUUACUGAGAUAUUCACCUCUGGGACACUAAGGCAAUAUAGAAAGAAACACAAACAUGUUGAUCUGAGAGCAUUGAAAAAGUGGUCGCGGCAGAUAUUAGAGGGCCUUUUGUAUCUUCAUAGUCACGACCCUCCAGUUAUACAUAGGGAUUUAAAAUGUGACAAUAUCUUUGUAAAUGGAAACCAAGGUGAGGUAAAAAUUGGUGACUUGGGACUUGCUGCCAUUCUUCAACAAGCACGUUCAGCCCACAGUGUCAUUGGGACACCCGAAUUUAUGGCUCCGGAGCUGUACGAGGAGGAAUACAAUGAGCUUGUGGAUAUUUAUGCCUUUGGCAUGUGUUUGCUUGAGCUUGUAACAUUUGAAUAUCCAUAUGUUGAAUGUGCAAAUGCUGCUCAAAUCUACAAGAAGGUCACAUCAGGGAUUAAACCAGCUUCGUUGGCAAAAGUCACUAAUUUAGGAGUGAAAACAUUUAUAGAAAAAUGUAUCGCAAAUGUCUCUGAUCGCUUAUCAGCAAAAGAUCUUUUAAGGGAUCCAUUUCUUCAAGCAGAUGAUGAUCAUGAUAGUAUAUCUCGUCAUUUACAAUCAAGCACUCGACAUACAGUAAAAAGAGAGCAAAUUGAUACCGAUCGAAGUAUAGAUUAUUCUCCUGCUGAGACUAGUAGAGAUUUCAGUAUGCAUGGCGAGAGAAAAGAUGUUAACAAGAUAUUUCUCAAACUACGAAUUGCGGAUUCUAUGGGUAAUUUUCGCAAUAUCCAUUUUCCAUUUGAUAUUGAAGCCGACACAGCCAUUUCUGUUGCCAGCGAAAUGGUCGAGGAGUUGGAUCUUUCUGAUCAAGAUGUCUCCACAAUUUCCGAAAUGAUUGAAACGGAAAUUCGAUCUUACAUUCCAGAUUGGAUAUCGGUCGAGUAUUCUGUAGAUAAUGUUGGAGCUGAUGUUGCAAUUUCUGAUAGCUCUCCAUCUGAAACAAGAAAUGUUGCAUCUCCGUUGUCUAUUGAAUCGGGUAACCUUGCAUUAGAGGUAAUGCCUUCAGGUCGCAAGUAUUGGUCAGACUCUCCAAAAGGAAUUGGUGGGUGUUCUCCUAUUAAGCCAGGUCCUUCAAACUUGUCUUUUACCACAGAUUUGAAUGUUGAAUCCUCUAACAGCCACGUACAUGGGGACAAUCUAGAUCAUGCUGCUAUAAUCAAGGGACUAGAAAAUGAGCUUUUGUCAGAGGGUGGUGAUCAUGACGGGCAAGACGGGAGUAGCAUUCAUACUAGUUCUGAGACACAUUAUUCAGAAGAGAACAAUUAUGAUGAAUCAGUUGAUCUCAAAAUAGUAGCUGAGAAACUUGAAAAUUUGUUGACACAACAACAAAAAGAAUUAGAUGAACUAAGGAAAAAACAUAAAUUGGCUAUUUCAGAACUUUUGACUAAACUCACACCUGAAUCCUAUCAAAAAGUUAUAAAGAUGUGUCAGCUAAAGCGUCCUGAUUUUGAGUUGGUUCUCUAAAAUACAAUGCAAGUCAAGUUGAAGCUUCUACUCAUGUCCUAAAUGUAAUGGUAUCUCUUUACUCUCAAAUAUAAAUCAAUUUACAUUUUACACAACUUCUCGUUUGGUAAUAGUUUCCAAUUUUCAAACUCUUUUUCUGCCUUGGAAGUUGGUUGAUCAACUAGUAGAUCCAGUUAUGAACCAUGAUGCUGAAGUUGUUAAGGAGAGGUUAACCAAAGGAUUGAGAAGCUGUAAACUGACACUGACAGCGCUUCCAGUUCUGCAGCUUUUGGCACAAUGUUGUUGACAGUAGAACACAAAUAAUUCUUCUGGCAAUUGAUAUCUGAAAUAUUUCCCUAUCAAAAUCAUGCACCAGUGCUACAACAUUAUGAUGAUCGAUACAACUUCCCCCGGCCAAUUUGUGAUGAAUAAUAACUGCAGCUCCACAGAAGCAAUAACAGGUGAUGAGAAGAGACCUAAAAAAUGGUUGAUGUGAUUAAUUGUUGUACAAAAGAUGCUCUCUGAUUCAACUCUUCACUGUUCUGGUUUCUUUCCAGCAACUGUGAACUAUUACUGCAAAACCCGAAGAGCAAAUUGGAAGCGGCAGUUAACAAUUGAGAAUCGAAAUGUUAUGCAUAAGUAAGUUGAUAUCUUCAUGGUGUCAAAACUUGAAAGGUUGGGAGAUAUCAAGAGCGAUCCAGUUUUGACAGGUCAAAAAAUAGAAUUUUGAACCAAAUUAUGUACUUGAUAAGCUGUUGCAAAUAUAUUAGCUUAAGUUCGUAUCAGUAUAGAUGGAAGUACUUGAAACAAUUUCAAUUGUCCAAUCAAAUUUUGUCAGGAAUCUUUUUCUUUUUCUUUUA
Messenger RNA from Cucumis melo (muskmelon), 2953 nucleotides. RefSeq names its product probable serine/threonine-protein kinase WNK2. Lineage: Eukaryota; Viridiplantae; Streptophyta; Magnoliopsida; Cucurbitales; Cucurbitaceae. The transcript has 9 exons. Gene Ontology annotation, cellular component: cytoplasm. The record is from RefSeq and is a predicted model, not a curated record. Gene Ontology annotation, biological process: protein phosphorylation; intracellular signal transduction. Bases 309 to 2114 code for a protein of 601 amino acids. Gene Ontology annotation, molecular function: protein serine/threonine kinase activity; ATP binding.